CAAUUCCACCUUAAACUGGGGGGUCAAGAGGCAGGAAGCUGCUGCUGUUGCACUCCAAUAUAAACGGAGAAAGGAGGGACUAAACACACUGAACUUCCAGGUUGAGUCUGAAGGCGAGCUGCAAGUAGAAACGCAUGUGUCAAAAAUAAAGCGUUUUGCUAAGUCGGUUAAAAGUGUCAGAUACAGCAUUUAAGAAAUGCAGAGACAAAAAUAAGGUGUAGGCGCACCGUGGAAAUGGCGGAAGGCGGAGACCUAGAUAGGGACACCGAGCUGCCUGUUAUUGGCAUUCCCUGUCCUACAGCUCUUGAUCUGGCAAGCAGCACAAAUGCAGGCCGGAAUCUGAAGGAAUGGCUUCAGGAGCAGUUCUGCGACAAGCCGCUGGAGCAGUGUGAGGACAUGCGCCUACACGAUGCUGCAUAUGUAGGUGACCUGGAGACUAUCAAGAGCCUUCUGCAAGAGGAGAACUUCAAACGACGGAUCAAUGAGAAGUCUGUGUGGUGCUGUGGUUGGCUGCCCUGCACUCCCCUGCGCAUUGCUGCCACUGCUGGUCACGGGGACUGUGUCAGCUAUCUCAUCAAGCAAGGGGCAGAGGUGGAUCUUGUAGACGUGAAGGGGCAGACGGCGCUCUAUGUGGCUGUGGUCAACGGGCACCUGAACUGUGUGAAAAUCCUGCUGGAGGCUGGUGCUGAUCCCAAUGGGAGCCGGCACCACCGGAGCACGCCUGUGUAUCAUGCUGCCAGAGUGGGGAGGGUAGACAUUCUGCAAGAGCUCAUCCGGUACAAUGCUGAUGUGGAUGUGGACCAGCAGCUGGGGCCUAGGCAUCCACUAUUCAGUGCCAGGCGGCUGUCCACCCUUGUGGUGUGCCCCCUCUACAUUAGUGCUGCCUACCACCAUCUCAACUGCUUCCGCGUGCUGCUAAAGGCUGGAGCAAACCCGGACUACAAUUACAUGGGUCCUGUGAGCCGAAAUUCUUUGUGUCGUGGCCUGGCCUCCUGUGUUAUGGAUGCUGUGCUGCGUCAUGGCUGUGAUCCUGCUUUCGUCAGGUUGAUGAUAGACCAUGGAGCUGACCUGAACUUGGUUCCAUGGGAGGACCCAGACCCAGAGACCAUGGGCAGAAUUCGAGUCAACCCAGAGGCCUUAAAGCUCUUUAAGGAGGCAAAAAGAACUCCCAGAAUGCUAACCUACCUGUGUCGCAUUGCCAUUCGAAGAGCACUUGGCAAACACCGGCUCACUCACAUCCCAGAACUGCCUGUGCCUGACAUGGUCAAGCUCUUCUUACUCCAUGAGAACUGCUGAAGACCAGUUAACUGUGUGUUUGUUGUGGGUAUUGUAUCCUGCAAGCCUCAUGGGAAUGCUGCUUUGGAGAAGGUCUCCUCUUUCAUACUGUAUGCUUUGUGUUGUUUUUGUUCACGAGGCCAUUCUGCCAAAUGUGAUUUUACUUUGCUAAAAGUAGCAUCAUGUUUUUAUCUCGGCCAGGCAGCCUUACAUAUUUGGAAAAUGACUGUUCCUGCAUAUAAAGGUUCUUUCAGUUGGCUUCAAGUUAGCCGCUUCCUUGUGUGAAAUACUGUAACAAUGCUGUUAUUAUCCAGUUUUUACCAUACUGUAUUUUCUGGUGACAUAUAUUAACAUGUCUGCGUGCAACUUUUGUGUCUUGCUCACCACUGCCUUUUCAAACAAAUCUUACUGCAAUGUACUUGACUUUGCGUUGUCCAUCAAGACAAUAAAAUUUUAAAAUCGUA
Messenger RNA from Lepisosteus oculatus (spotted gar), 1739 nucleotides. RefSeq names its product ankyrin repeat and SOCS box containing 1 (gene asb1). Lineage: Eukaryota; Metazoa; Chordata; Actinopteri; Semionotiformes; Lepisosteidae. Gene Ontology annotation, biological process: protein ubiquitination; intracellular signal transduction. The record is from RefSeq and is a predicted model, not a curated record. Gene Ontology annotation, molecular function: protein binding. Gene Ontology annotation, cellular component: ubiquitin ligase complex.